AUGGUGAACAACAAACAAAGUCAAACUUUCAAAUCCCAAGAAGUGACAAUCAUUCCACCUUUUAAAAACACACUGAAAGUAAAGGCUGGCAACCCCUUUCACAAUGGCCAUGUGUGCAGCACCUGGGGUAACUUCCACUUCAAAACCUUUGAUGGGGACAUCUUUUACUUCCCUGGAGCUUGCAAUUACAUCUUUGCAUCCAACUGCAAGUCUUCCUAUGAGGACUUCAACAUCCAGAUUAGGCGUACAAUGGAGGAAAAUGCUACCAUGAUCACUCACGUCAUCAUGAAGCUGGAAGGAACAGUGAUUGAACUGACCCGUGGCUCCGUCAAGCUAGACAACAAAUUGGUUCAGAUGCCUUACAGCCAUAUGGGAGUCUUGAUAGAGAGAAGUAACAACUAUUUGAAAGUUUCUGCUAAGUUAGGACUGACCUUCCUUUGGAAUGAACAGGAUGCCCUCCUGGUGGAACUAGAUAAGAAAUAUGCCAAUCAGACUUGUGGACUUUGUGGGGACUUCAAUGGAAUUCCAGUUAAUGAUGAAUUUAUUUCAGGGAAGACCAAACUAACUCCCAUACAGUUUGGCAAUAGGCAGAAGAUGGAUGGACCCACAGAGCAGUGUGAGGAUCCUAUUCCUUCUACUGUUCAGAUGAACUGCUCAGCAGAAUUUGCUUCUAUCUGUGAGACAGUAUUAACCAGUAAAGCAUUUACGAGUUGCAACCUGCUUGUCAAUGUUCAGGACUACAUCGAAACUUGCAUACAGGAUCUAUGCCACUGUGAUAGUUCUAUGGCUGACUUCUGCAUGUGUAACACUUUUGCCGAAUACUCCCGUCAGUGUGCUCAUGCAGGAGGACAGCCUCUGAACUGGAGAACCUCAGAACUGUGCCCCAAAUCAUGUCCAUUCAACAUGCAAUACCACGAGUGUGGCUCUCCCUGCUCUGACACGUGCAGCAACCCGGAACGAUCUGCACUUUGUGAAGACCAUUGUACUGAUGGCUGCGUCUGUCCUCCAGGAAUGGUAUUUGACGACGUUAAUGGUGCUGGCUGCAUUCCCCGAAGAGAAUGCCACUGUACCUAUGAAGGGGAAACUUAUGCUCCUGGUGCCUCCUUCUCAUCCAAAUGCAGAUCAUGUACCUGUGUUGGAGGUGAAUGGUCUUGUGUCACUCAGUCGUGCCCUGGGACUUGCAGUAUUGAAGGAGGCUCCCACAUUUCAACAUUUGAUGAGAAAUACUACUCUUUCUUUGGAGACUGUAGCUAUGUCCUAACCAAGCUCUGUGACAGCAAUGAAUUUACAGUUCUGGGAGACAUCCACAAGUGUGGCCUGACUGACACUGAGACGUGCCUCAAGGGUAUAGCCAUCAGCCUGAGUGGAGGACAAACUAACAUUGUGAUUCAACCUUCUGGAAGUGUAUUUGUGAAUAUGAUCUACACACAGCUGCCAUUCUCAGCAGCAAAUGUCACCAUCUUCAGACCUUCAUCUUUCUUCAUCAUUCUGCAAACAACCUUUGGUCUUCAGCUACAGGUUCAACUUGUGCCUUUCAUGCAACUUUUUAUAGACUUAGACCCAUCACAUAAGGGGCAGACCUGUGGUCUCUGUGGAAACUUCAAUGACAUGCAGACAGAUGAUUUCAAAACCACCAGUGGUGUAAUAGAGGGUACUUCAGCCGCCUUUGGAAAUACUUGGAAAACUCGGGCUGAUUGUCCUGAUGCCAAAAAUACCUUUGAGAACCCCUGUACUGUCAGCAUACAAAAUGACCAGUAUGCUCAGCACUGGUGUGGACUCCUCUCUGAUCCUAUGGGACCUUUUGCUGAAUGUCACUCAACAGUGAAUCCAGAAGUUUACCAGAAGAACUGCAUGUUUGACACAUGUAACUGUGAGAAGAGUGAGGACUGCAUGUGUGCUGCCCUUUCCAGCUAUGUCAGAGCCUGUGCUGCUAAAGGAGUUCUGCUCCCUGGAUGGAGAAGCAAAGCCUGCACAAAAUACACCACCUUGUGUCCGAAAUCUUUGAAGUACACUUACAAUGUCGAUGCCUGUCAACCCACCUGCCGGUCUCUGAGUGAGCCUGAUGUCACAUGCAGCAUCAAGUUUGUCCCAGUUGACGGCUGCACCUGCAUAAAUGGAACAUACAUGGAUGAAACUGGCAAAUGCGUGCCUGCUUCUAGCUGUCCUUGUUACUACAAAGGAAUGCCUCUGUCUUCUGGAGAAGUUAUUCAUGAUAAUGGUGUUGUCUGCACUUGCACCUAUGGAAAGCUGAGCUGCAUUGGAGAGAAACCUGAACCAGUCUGUGUAUCUCCCAUGGUUUACAUUGACUGUGGUAAUGCCACUGCAGAUGUGGUAGGAGCAGGAUGCCAGAAGAGCUGCCAGACUCUAGAUAUGGAAUGUUACAGAACUCACUGUGUCUCUGGCUGUGUAUGUCCUCAUGAUCAAGUGUCAGAUGGCAAAGGAGGCUGUAUAGCUCCAGAAGACUGUCCAUGUGUUCACAAUGGGAAUUUCUACAGUCCAGGAGAAUCAAUCAGAGUUGGCUGUAACAACUGCACAUGUAGAAACAGAAAAUGGCAUUGCUCUGAGGAACCCUGCCUGGAAACGUGUUCUGUUUAUGGAGAUGGGCAUUAUACCACCUUUGAUGGCAAACGCUUUGAUUUCGAAGGAGACUGUGAAUAUGUUCUGGUCCAGAACUAUUGUGGUCAACAAGCUAUGAAUCAGGGAACCUUCAGAGUCAUCACUGAGAACAUUCCAUGUGGCACUACAGGAACCACUUGCUCUAAGUCUAUUAAAGUUUUCUUGGGGAACUAUGAGCUGGUACUCAGUGAUGGACACUCUGAUGUCAUCCAGAGGACACCUGGAGGAAAAAUGCCAUUCCAAAUACGUUCCAUGGGUAUCUACCUGGUAGUUGACACUACUGCUGGUCUGAUACUCAUGUGGGACAAGAAGACCAGUAUAUUCAUCAAACUUAGUCCCAGCUUUCAGGGACAUGUUUGUGGACUUUGUGGAAACUAUGAUGGCAAUGGAAAUAAUGACUUCACUACUCGCAGUCAGUCUGUGGUAGGAAAUGUGCUGGAGUUUGCCAAUAGCUGGAAGGUGUCUUCUAGUUGCCCAAAUGCCAAUCGUACGAAGGAUCCAUGCACUGCAAACCCAUACAGGAAAGCCUGGGCACAGAAGCAAUGCAGCAUUAUUACCAGUGAAGUGUUUGCAAAGUGUCACUCCCAGGUUGAACCAAAUGAAUAUUAUCAAGCAUGUGUGGAUGAUGCUUGUGCCUGCGACACUGGAGGAGACUGUGAAUGUUUCUGUACAGCAGUAGCUGCCUAUGCUCAAGCAUGCAAUGAGCUGGACAUCUGCAUUUCAUGGAGAACCCCAUCCAUAUGUCCUCUGUUCUGUGAUUACUACAAUCCACAAGGGGAGUGUGAAUGGCACUACAAACCAUGUGGAGCCCCUUGUAUGAAGACAUGCAAUAAUCCGAGUGGGAACUGCCUUCAUGAGAUGAGAGGUUUAGAAGGCUGCUAUCCACACUGUCCAAAAAAUAAGCCUUAUUUUGAUGAAGAAACCAUGACCUGUGUUUCUAAUUGUGGUUGUUAUGAAAAUGGGAAAAAUUACAAACCAGGAAUGGAGAUGCCUCCAAAGCAGAAUUGUGAAUCAUGUGAAUGCACAAUUCAUGGCAAAGAAUGCAGAUAUAAUGAACAUGAAUGUGUCUGCUUCUAUGAGGGACAGAAGUAUAACUACAAAGAUGUGGUUUACAACACUACAGAUGGAACAGGAGGGUGUAUUGUUGCAAUCUGUGGUCCCAAUGGAACACUUGAAAGGAUUAUCUAUGAAUGUCCAAUCACAACAUCACCCACAACAGCAACAACAUUUCAUUUCAGCACUACACCACCUGCCAGUACUUCUACAGUGUCACCAACUACAUCAGUAUGUGUUCAUGAGGUCUGUGAGUGGUCAGAAUGGUAUGAUGGCAGUCUGCAAACCCCUGGCUAUGAUGGUGGAGAUUUUGAGACCUUCAAUAACUUAAGAGCUAAAGGCUAUGAAGUCUGUGAAGCUCCACGGGAUGUUCAAUGCAGAGCAGAAAAAUUCCCUGAUAUACCACUGAAAGACCUUGGCCAAAAAGUAGAAUGCAGUACAACAGCUGGGCUUAUAUGUUACAACAAAGACCAAAUUUCAACAAUGUGCAACAAUUAUGAGAUCAGAGUCCUAUGCUGUGUUUUUGUACCAUGCUCUACUUCAACAUAUCCAAUUUCUACAACUUCUGAAAGUACAACAUCUAUACAUUCAACAUCGGAAGAAACAACAACAAAAACCAUAAUGACACCACCUGCCACCACCUUUCCUUCAACACCUCCUCUUUGCUUUAAAGAAGAAUGUUAUUGGUCCAGAUGGUAUGAUGUCAGUUAUCCAGGGUCUGGUUAUGAUGAUGGUGACUUUGACACCAUUCAGAACAUAAAAAAAAAGGGAUACAAAGUCUGUGAAAACAGAAGGGAAGUGGAAUGCAGAGCAGUGAGGUUCCCUGACACACCAUAUCCUCUCCUGGAGCAAAAGAUCUUGUGCAAUACAGAAGAAGGCUUAAAAUGUUACAAUAAAGACCAAUUGCCACCCAUUUGCUACAAUUAUGAACUAAGAUUUAAAUGCUGUGAAAAUAUAACAGUACCAUGCACAACAACAACUAAAGGUAUUACUACUACAAAAACAAUAACACCAACUACAUUUUGGUCACCACAGUUCAGUACAACAACCGAAGAAACAUCAACAACACCGCACUUAAUAACAAAACACAAGACUACAAUGCAAGAGACAACUCCACCACAAACAGAUUAUAUUCAUACAAGAACUACAACAAAACCAACAACACAAACACAAAAAGCAACAACUACUAGAGGUCCCACAACAACCAACAUGAUGACAACUACAACAACCCCCUGUGAACCCGAAGUGUGCACCUGGAGCGAAUGGUUCGACGUCGACUUCCCCUCCGCCGGGCCCAACCAGGGAGACUUUGAAACCUACCAGCACAUCCAGGCCGCCGGGAAGCGCAUCUGCCGGCGUCCAAAGGAGAUUGAGUGCCGGGCGGAGGACUACCCCGACCUUGCCAUCCAACAGGUCGGGCAGGUCGUGCAGUGCGACGUCCACUAUGGACUGGUGUGCAAGAACGAGGACCAGACUGGAAAAUUCAAGAUGCCCACCUCCGCAGAAAUCAUCCUCUCCACCACCACCAGCUCCACGCCGACGACUCACCCAUCCACUGUCACCCUCAGCUCCACCACGGCCACCACCCCCUGUGAACCCGAAGUGUGCACCUGGAGCGAAUGGUUCGACGUCGACUUCCCCUCCGCCGGGCCCAACCAGGGAGACUUUGAAACCUACCAGCACAUCCAGGCCGCUGGAAGCGCAUCUGCCGGCGUCCAAAGGAGAUCGAGUGCCGGGCGGAGGACUACCCCGACCUUGCCAUCCAACAGGUCGGGCAGGUCGUGCAGUGCGACGCCCACUAUGGACUGGUGUGCAAGAACGAGGACCAGACUGGAAAAUUCAAGAUGUGCCUCAACUACAGGAUACGCGUCCUCUGCUGCACCCCCAACUACAACUGCGCCCACCUCCGCAGAAAUCAUCCUCUCCACCACCACCAGCUCCACGCCGACGACUCACCCAUCCACUGCCACCCUCAGCUCCACCACGGCCACCACCCCCUGUGAACCCGAAGUGUGCACCUGGAGCGAAUGGUUCGACGUCGACUUCCCUCCGCCGGGCCCAACCAGGGAGACUUUGAAACCUACCAGCACAUCCAGGCCGCCGGGAAGCGCAUCUGCCGGCAUCCAAAGGAGAUCGAGUGCCGGGCGGAGGACUACCCCGACCUUGCCAUCCAACAGGUCGGGCAGGUCGUGCAGUGCGACGUCCACUAUGGACUGGUGUGCAAGAACGAGGACCAGACUGGAAAAUUCAAGAUGUGCCUCAACUACAGGAUACGCGUCCUCUGCUGCACCCCCAACUACAACUGCGCCCACCUCCGCAGAAAUCAUCCUCUCCACCACCACCAGCUCCACGCCGACGACUCACCCAUCCACUGUCACCCUCAGCUCCACCACGGCCACCACCCCCUGUGAACCCGAAGUGUGCACCUGGAGCGAAUGGUUCGACGUCGACUUCCCCUCCGCCGGGCCCAACCAGGGAGACUUUGAAACCUACCAGCACAUCCAGGCCGCUGGGAAGCGCAUCUGCCGGCGUCCAAAGGAGAUCGAGUGCCGGGCGGAGGACUACCCCGACCUUGCCAUCCAACAGGUCGGGCAGGUCGUGCAGUGCGACGUCCACUAUGGACUGGUGUGCAAGAACGAGGACCAGACUGGAAAAUUCAAGAUGUGCCUCAACUACAGGAUACGCGUCCCUCUGCUGCACCCCCAACUACAACUGCAAAUCAUCCUCUCCACCACCACCAGCUCCACGCCGACGACUCACCCAUCCACUGUCACCCUCAGCUCCACCACGGCCACCACCCCCUGUGAACCCGAAGUGUGCACCUGGAGCGAAUGGUUCGACGUCGACUUCCCCUCCGCCGGGCCCAACCAGGAGACUUUGAAACCUACCAGCACAUCCAGGCCGCCGGGAAGCGCAUCUGCCGGCAUCCAAAGGAGAUCGAGUGCCGGGCGGAGGACUACCCCGACCUUGCCAUCCAACAGGUCGGGCAGGUCGUGCAGUGCGACGUCCACUAUGGACUGGUGUGCAAGAACGAGGACCAGACUGGAAAAUUCAAGAUGUGCCUCAACUACAGGAUACGCGUCCUCUGCUGCACCCCCAACUACAACUGCGCCCACCUCCGCAGAAAUCAUCCUCUCCACCACCACCAGCUCCACGCCGACGACUCACCCAUCCACUGCCACCCUCAGCUCCACCACGGCCACCACCCCCUGUGAACCCGAAGUGUGCACCUGGAGCGAAUGGUUCGACGUCGACUUCCCCUCCGCCGGGCCCAACCAGGGAGACUUUGAAACCUACCAGCACAUCCAGGCCGCCGGGAAGCGCAUCUGCCGGCGUCCAAAGGAGAUCGAGUGCCGGGCGGAGGACUACCCCGACCUUGCCAUCCAACAGGUCGGGCAGGUCGUGCAGUGCGACGUCCACUAUGGACUGGUGUGCAAGAACGAGGACCAGACUGGAAAAUUCAAGAUGUGUCUCAACUACAGGAUACGCGUCCUCUGCUGCACCCCUAACUCCAACUGCCCUGGAGAAAGUUUCAAAUUAUCCAACUGUACAGAAGUCAUCUGUAAAGGAGACAAUGAUAUAGACGUAGUACCAACAUAUUGCCCACCUGUCAAGGAAAUUACCUGUGCAAACAAAUAUCCUGCAGUCCUAGUACCCGAUGAAAAUGGCUGCUGUUACCGAUACGAGUGUCAAUGUGUGUGUAGUGGAUGGGGUGAUCCUCAUUACAUCACAUUCGAUGGAAUCUAUUAUACUUUCCUUGAAAACUGCACUUAUGUCCUGGUGAAACAGAUUGUCCCUAAAUACGACAACUUCCGUGUUUACAUUGACAAUUAUUACUGCGAUGCAAAAGAUGGACUCUCCUGCCCUAAAUCCAUUAUUAUCUUCUACAAAUCUGCAGAAGUGGUGUUGACUCGGAAACUCAUGAAUGGUGUGAUGACCAAUGUGAUGUACUUCAACCAGAAGAUCGUCAAACCAGGCUUCGAGAAAGAUGGCAUUUCUUUCUCCACUCUUGGCAUCAAUAUGAUUGUUGAAAUAAAAGAGAUUGGUGCAACUAUCACCUUUAGUGGUCUAAUCUUCUCUGUGAAACUCCCAUAUAGCAAAUUUGGCAACAACACCGAAGGACAGUGUGGAACGUGUACAAAUAACAAAGCAGAUGAAUGCCGCUUACCAAGUGGUAAGAUCAUUUCUUCCUGUCCCCAAAUGGCUCAUCACUGGAUUGUUGACGACAACAAGACGUGUCAUGGAGUACCAGUACCACCAAUUAUAACCACACCUUCACCAAAGCCUCAGUGUGAAACACCUCAUCUCUGCAAGCUUAUCCUGAGCGAGAUUUUUGCAGAAUGUCAUACUGUGAUACCACCAGAACCAUUUUUCAAAGGCUGUGUUUUCGAUGGAUGCCGCAUAGAUGAUGAAUCCAUGCAGUGUUCCAGUCUGGAGAUAUAUGCUACAGAGUGUGCAUCUAGAGGUGUCUGCAUUGACUGGAGAGGAAAGACCAACAAUACAUGCUCAUUCAACUGUCCAGCAAGCUUGGUAUACAAGCCAUGUGGGCCCAUUAAUCCUGAUACCUGCGAUCAAAGCUUGCAGGGAACCAAAUGGAGUACCCAGAUGGGACAUGGCUGUGUAGUCAAUGAAACUUACUAUGCGCCUGGAGCUGUCAUUCCAUCAGGCCCCUGUGAAGAAUGCACCUGCUCUGAAUCCUCUUACUUAAGGCCUCACCGUGCUACCAUCAAGUGUGAGCCUGUUAUCUGUGACACAUACUGCCCACUGGAAGGAGAAUACUGGAACCCACCUGGUGAUAACUGUACAGUUUACACAUGUGAAAAACAUGCUGACCAGUUCAUUCAAGUCAUCAGACAGACAAGCUGCCCCGCCUUUAACCCUGAUGAGUGUGAUCCGAAUGACAUCAAGUUAUCUGACGAUGGUUGCUGUGUAGAGUGCCGAAGAAUACCGAAACGAGGUCAAAUUGGAAUCCAAAUAGGAGGCAAAUUCUCUGGGGGUCUUCUACAAAAACAAAAUGCUUCUCUCUCAGUUUCAGCAAAGUUGAACAUCAUCCCAUCAAUGCUGACAAAUCUAAUAAUAACACCCUCAAAUCCUGCUCACAAUGGCCGUGUAUGCAGCACCUGGGGCAACUUCCACUUCAAGACCUUUGAUGGAGACAUAUUCUCCUUCCCUGGGCUCUGUAAUUAUGUUUUUGCCUCCCAUUGCAACGCUCCCUAUGAGGACUUCAACAUCCAGAUUAGGCGUGAAGUGGUGGCAAAUGCUCCAACAAUCAACCGUAUCACCAUGAAGCUUGAAGGUGUAGUUGCUGAACUAACAAAGGGUGCUAUCACGAUCAACGGCAAUAGAGUUCAACUGCCAUAUAGUCAAUCUGGCAUUACGAUAGAGAAAAGCAGCAUUUACGUGAAAGUUGCCAGCAAAAUUGGUGUUGUGUUAUUAUGGAAUGAAGAUGACAGCAUCCUGCUGGAACUGAAUGAGAAAUAUGCCAAUCAGACUUGUGGACUUUGUGGGGACUUCAAUGGCUUUCCAAUUUACAAUGAAUUCUUUUCAAACAAUAUUAGGAUGUCUGCCUUGCAAUUUGGAAAUAUGCAGAAAAUGGAUGGGCCAACAGAACACUGUGAAGACCCCACCUCUACCCUGCCAUAUAACUGCACUGAAAAUCUUGAUGACAUAUGCCAGAAAACACUGACCAGCUCUGCAUUUGCAGAAUGUAAUGACCUUGUCGAUGUUAGAGAGUACAUUACAGCUUGCCAAGAUGACUUGUGCCGCUCUGAAGAAUCUAAAAACUCCUCAUGUAUCUGCGACACCUUUGCUGAAUACUCCCGGCAGUGUGCUCAUGCUGGUGGGCAUCCCCUGAACUGGAGAACCUCAAACCUGUGCACCAAGAAGUGUCCUUUCAACAUGCAGUACGAGGAGUGCAACUCCCCCUGUGCUGAUACAUGCUCGAAUCCUGAACGAUCUCAGUUUUGUGAAGAACAUUGUAUUGAUGGCUGCUUCUGUCCCCCAGGCAAGUUCUAAAGGACUGUAUUUGAUGACAUCAACAAUUCUGGCUGCAUUCCCCAGCAGCAGUGCUCCUGUAUUUACAAUGGCAACACCUACGCUACAGGAACUUCUUUUUCAGAGCCGUGCCAGACCUGUACCUGCAAUGGAGGCCAGUGGAGCUGCCAAGACAUGUCAUGCCCAGGAACAUGUUCAGUAGAGGGAGGUUCACACAUUUCCACAUACGAUAAGAAACGUUAUGAUCACCAUGGAGACUGCACCUACGUCCUUUCUAAGGACUGUAAAGAUGAAACAUUCACCAUCCUGGUAGACCUACGCAAAUGUGGCCUAACAGACACUGAGACGUGCUUAAAGACAGUGACCCUCAACAUGAAUAACGGACAAACUGUUGUCGAGGUCAGACCUGAUGGUAGUGUGUUUGUGAACUCAAUCUACACCCAGCUGCCCAUGUCAGCAGCUAAUGUCACCAUGUUCAGACCUUCAUCAUUCUUCAUGAUCAUGCAGACAAACUUUGGGGUCCACCUUGAAAUCCAGUUCAUACCCAUGAUGCAAGUGUUUGUGCGACUGGAUCCUAUUUUCAAAGAACAGACUUGUGGUCUCUGUGGAAACUUCAAUAAUAUCCAGACUGAUGACUUCAAGGUCAUAAGUGGAAUAGUUGAAGGAACAGCAUCAGCAUUUGCUAAUACGUGGAAAACUCAGGCUUCAUGCCCUAAUAUCCAGCAGAGUUUUGAGAACCCUUGUGCACUCAGCAUUGAUAAUGAAAAAUAUGCUCAGCAUUGGUGUGGACUGCUGACUGACAGCAAAGGACCUUUUGCUGAUUGCCACUAUGCAGUGAAUCCAGCUGUUUACCACACGAACUGCAUGUUUGACACAUGCAACUGUGAAAACAGUGAGGACUGUCUGUGUGCAGCCUUGUCUUCCUAUGUGAGAGCUUGUGCUGCAAAAGGAAUCCAGCUGCAGGGAUGGAGGACUGAUGUCUGCACAAAAUACACCACCUCAUGUCCCAAAUCCCUAAACUACAGCUAUACCAUCUCUUCCUGUCCACCCACUUGUCGGUCUCUGAGUGAGCCUGAUGUCACAUGCAACAUUAAGUUUGUCCCAGUUGACGGCUGCACCUGCGUAAACGGAACCUACAUGGAUGAGAGUGGCAAAUGUGUGCCUGCUAAUGAAUGCCCCUGCUACUACAGAGGAUCCCCCAUACCAUUUGGAGAAGUUGUCCAUGAAAAUGGGCAAGUAUGCUCUUGUGUCCAGGGAAGACUGAAUUGCAUUGGAGCACCGAAUCCAACUCCAGUCUGCGAAUCUCCCAUGGUCUACUUUGACUGCAGAAACAACACUGCAGGAAAAAGUGGAGCAGAGUGUCAAAAAAGUUGCCAGACUCUGGAUAUGCAGUGUUAUAGCUCACAAUGUACAUCUGGCUGCAUUUGCCCAAAUGGGCUUGUGUUAGAUGGAAAUGGUGGUUGUAUUCCUGAAGAUGAAUGUCCCUGUAUUCACAAUGAAGUCAUGUAUCAGCCUGGGGAAAAGAUCAACUCUGGCUGUAACACCUGUGUAUGCAAGAAUAGGAAGUGGGAAUGUACCAAAAAUCAAUGUCUGGGCACUUGUGCUGUUUAUGGAGAUGGUCAUUAUAACACCUUUGAUGACAAAACAUUCAGCUUCAAUGGAAAUUGUGAAUACACACUAGUCCAGGACCAUUGUGGGAAGAGUGGCCCAGCCAACGGGACUUUCAGGGUUGUCACUGAAAAUAUUCCUUGUGGCAACACUGGGACAACUUGCUCAAAAUCCAUCAAAGUCUUCUUAGAGAGCUAUGAACUGAUACUUGGUGAAGAACAUGUCAGUGUAGUAAAGAGAGGACAAAAUGAUGAGGUGCCCUACACAAUCCGCUAUAUGGGUAUGUACCUGGUAAUUGAGACCACGAGCGGACUGAUCCUCAUGUGGGACAAGAAAACCAGCAUCUUCAUCAAGCUCAGCCCUGAUUUUAAGGGCCAGAUCUGUGGCCUCUGUGGAAAUUAUGAUGGCAACAACAUCAAUGACUUUACUACAAGGAGUCAAUCUGUAGUAGAGAAUGUCCUAGAGUUUGGAAACAGCUGGAAAGUAUCCUCUACAUGUCCUGAUGCUAACAGCAUCAAGGACCCAUGUUCUACCAACCCUUAUCGAAAGUCCUGGUCAGAGAAGCAGUGUAGCAUCAUCAACAGCAACGUCUUUGCUGCCUGUCACUCUCAGGUUGAACCAGCAAAAUAUUACCAAGCAUGUGUGACAGAUGCUUGUGCCUGCGACACUGGAGGAGACUGUGAUUGCUUCUGCACAGCAGUAGCUGCCUAUGCCCAAGCGUGCAGUGAAGUUGGUGUAUGCAUAGCCUGGAGAAGCCCAUCAAUUUGCCCACUGUUUUGUGAUUACUACAAUCAACAAGGAGAAUGUGAAUGGCACUAUAAGCCUUGUGGAGCCUCCUGUAUGAAGACCUGCAGGAACCCAAGUGGAAAAUGCCUCAAUGACCUGCCAGGUUUAGAAGGCUGCUAUCCUAACUGCCCACCAGACAAGCCAUAUUUCCAUGAGGAUCAGAUGCAGUGUGUUAGUCUCUGUGACUGUUAUGAUGAUGAAGAUGGAAAGAUAUAUAAACGAGAUGAAUGUAAUAUAUGUGAGUGCACAUCAGAAGGUUUACAGUGCAAGUUCGAUGAUAAAGCCUGCCACUGCAUUUAUGAAGGAAAUAGCUAUAAAUACGGUGAACUCAUCUAUAACACCACAGAUGGAACUGGAUGGUGUUUCAGUGCAACAUGCGAUGUCAACGGAACAAUAAGCAGAAACAUCUUUAAAUGCGGCAUUUUUACAACCACCCCGUUUACAUUUUCUACAAGUCAGCCCACAACUACUACUUCAGGUAUGCAUGAAUAA
Myiozetetes cayanensis is the source of this 12549-nucleotide messenger RNA. RefSeq names its product mucin 5AC, oligomeric mucus/gel-forming (gene MUC5AC). The transcript is spliced from 75 exons. Gene Ontology annotation, molecular function: protein binding. Lineage: Eukaryota; Metazoa; Chordata; Aves; Passeriformes; Tyrannidae. Gene Ontology annotation, cellular component: extracellular matrix. The record is from RefSeq and is a predicted model, not a curated record.